Molecule: messenger RNA, 1938 nt
Organism: Archocentrus centrarchus (flier cichlid)
Lineage: Eukaryota; Metazoa; Chordata; Actinopteri; Cichliformes; Cichlidae
Product: general transcription factor II-I repeat domain-containing protein 2
Exons: 1
Coding region: 1-1938 (645 amino acids)
Molecular function (GO): protein dimerization activity
Source: RefSeq, a predicted model, not a curated record
AUGGCUAAAAGAAAAAAAGAUGAGGAGUAUCGUACUUUUCAGCAGGAAUGGACAGAUGAAUUCGCCUUUGUGGAGAGAGCAGGUUCUGCAGUGUGUCUAAUAUGCAGUGAUAAAAUUGCAUCGAUGAAACGGUCAAAUAUAAAGCGGCACUUCGACACACGCCAUACUACAUUUGCAUCGAAAUACCCAGCGGGGGACAGCAGGAAGAAAGCAUGUCAAGAGCUACUGUGCAAAGUGCAAGCUAGUCAGCAGCAACUUCGUGUUUGGACCCAACAAGGUGACUGGAAUUCGGCUAGCUUUGCUGGUGCUUUAGCAAUUGUGAGAAACGGAAAGCCAUUCACAGAUGGUGAGUAUGCCAAAACAUUCAUGCUUGAUGUCGCCAGUGAACUUUUUGACGACUUUUCGGAUAAAGACAAGAUAAUGAAACGAAUAAAAGACAUGCCUCUGUCGGCAAGAACUGUUCACGAUCGUACCAUCAUGAUGGCAAAUCAAAUUGAGGAAACACAAGUGAAGGACAUAAAUGCAGCAGUAUUCUUUUCUCUCGCUUUGGAUGAGUCAACAGAUGUAAGCCAUUUAUCCCAAUUCAGCGUGAUUGCAAGGUAUGCUGUCGGUGACACACUACAUGAGGAAAGUCUUGCUGUUUUGCCUAUGAAAGGGACAACAAGAGGGGAGGAUUUAUUCAAGUCUUUCACUGAGUUCGCUAAAGGAAAAAAUCUGCCGAUGGAUAAACUUAUUUCGGUGUGUACUGAUGGUGCUCCGUGCAUGGUGGGGAAAAACAGAGGAUUCGUAGCGCUUCUUCGUGAACAUGAAAAGAGACCCAUCCUAAGUUUUCACUGCAUCCUACAUCAGGAGGCGCUUUGUGCUCAGAUGUGCGGUGAGCAGCUUGGUGAGGUGAUGUCGCUGGUCAUUCGAGUGGUCAACUUUAUUGUUGCCCGAGCUUUAAAUGAUCGCCAGUUUAAAACACUGCUGGAUGAAGUUGGGAAUAAUUAUCCUGGUCUGCUUCUGCACAGCAAUGUGCGUUGGUUGUCAAGAGGGAAGGUGCUCAGCCGUUUUGCGGCUUGUCUGAGCGAAAUCCGGACUUUUCUUGAAAUGAAAAACAUCGAGCAUCCUGAGUUAGCUAACACUGAGUGGCUCCUGAAGUUCUACUAUCUCGUGGACAUGACUGAACAUCUGAACCAGCUCAAUGUGAAAAUGCAAGGCAUUGGAAAUACAGUCUUAUCACUUCAACAAGCAGUGUUUGCAUUUGAAAACAAGCUGGAACUCUUCAUCGCCGACAUUGAAACAGGUCGUUUACUACACUUUGAAAAACUGGGAGAGUUUAAAGAUGCAUGCACAGCAAGUGACCCUGCUCAACAUCUUGAUCUCCAGCAGCUAGCGGGCUUCACAUCUAAUCUCCUGCAGUCAUUCAAAGCGCGCUUUGGAGAAUUUCGUGAGCGCUCUCGUCUCUUCAAGUUCAUCACCCAUCCACACGAGUGUGCAGUGGACAGCGCCGACCUGAGUUACAUCCCCGGUGUCUCCGUCAGAGAUUUUGAGCUACAAGUUGCUGACCUGAAGGCCUCAGACAUGUGGGUGAAUAAAUUCAAGUCACUAAAUGAAGAUUUGGAAAGACUUGCACAACAGCAAGCAGAGUUGGCGAGCAAACACAAGUGGGGAGAAAUGAAAAAACUUCAACCCGCAGACCAGCUGAUUGUCAAAACUUGGAAAGCACUUCCCGUCACAUACCACACACUGCAGCGUGUGAGUAUUGCUGUACUAACAAUGUUUGGCUCUACGUAUGCAUGUGAGCAGUCUUUCUCACAUCUAAAGAACAUUAAGACCAACCUACGAUCACGUUUAACGGAUGGAAGUCUCAACUCCUGCAUGAAGCUUAACCUCACCACGUAUCAACCAGACUACAAAGCCAUCAGCAAAACCAUGCAGCACCAGAAGUCGCAUUAA